ACAGCCUUCUUCACACCACAUCCCAGGAUUCCUGGCGAACCUGGACCAAAAGGGGAGAAAGGAGAUCAAGGAACGAGUGGAGAACCUGGAUUACCUGGGGUCCCAGGUGAACAAGGUGUCCCAGGACCUGCAGGAGUACAGGGCACAAAGGGACAGAAAGGAGCCCGAGGUGAAGCCGGAGCUCCUGGAGAGACUGGUGUGACUGGACCAGCAGGGCCUCCAGGUCCAAGAGGCUUGCCAGGAAAUGUGGGUGUGCCUGGUGACCCGGGACUACCAGGAAAGGAGGGAGCAAAGGGGGAGAAGGGUGAUCCUGGAAAAGAAGGAAAAGUGGGUUUACCUGGUCCAGCUGGUGAGCCAGGGCCUGCUGGAGUGCCAGGUUUGCCUGGUAAGGGUAAAGAUGGAGAACAGGGACAAAGAGGCCCACCAGGCUUGCCAGGACCCUUUGGACAUAAGGGUGAGAGGGGAGCUCCUGGUCUCCCUGGACAACCAGGAGACAGAGGUGUGCCAGGAAUCGGUCUGGCUGGACCCCCUGGCCCUGUGGGACCCCCAGGAGACAAAGGGUCAUUGGGUCCUCGUGGUGUACCUGGUAUCCCUGGACCACAGGGGCCUCCUGGCCAGGAUGGUCUACCUGGAAAUCCAGGGGAAAGGGGACCUCCUGGAAAACCAGGUUCCUCACCCCUGCUCUCUCCAGAGGACAUAAAUCUCUUAGUAAAGGACGUGUGCAGUGAAUGCCCUCCUGGCCCACCUGGGCUACCAGGCAUCCCAGGUUUCAAAGGUGAUAAAGGUCUCCGGGGACCACCAGGUAGAGAUGGACAGGAUGGGAAAAUGGGAAAUGCUGGUCCCAGAGGUCCUGCGGGCCCACCUGGGCUGGAUGGCCCAAAGGGUGCUAAAGGAGACCGUGGUAUGACUGGGGAUGCAGGAGAAAAAGGUGAACAGGGCCAUCCUGGAAUGCCUGGCUUCUCAGGGGCUCCUGGAAAUCCCGGUCCACCUGGACCAGAUGGGGCACCAGGACCAAUAGGACCAGCGGGAAACCCAGGAGACAUAGGUAAAGAUGGCCCUCCAGGUCCACAGGGCCCACCAGGGUUGCCUGGACUUCCAGGCCUUGCUGGGAAUGAUGGCAAAGAUGGCAAGCCAGGAUCUCUUGGGGAACCGGGAAAACCUGGAGAACCAGGGCUCCCAGGGCAGGAGGGUGCCAGGGGCUUACCGGGUUUCAAAGGACAGAGAGGAGAUACAGGUCCCCCAGGCCCACGGGGGGAGCCAGGUGCGACAGGUCCAGCUGGACGUGAGGGGCCACCAGGGAAGGAUGGUGAUACUGGCCCCAUAGGACCUCAGGGCCCUCGAGGACUCAGAGGGCAGCCGGGCAAGAAUGGAUCACCUGGAUCUGCAGGAGAACCUGGCCCAGCAGGUAACCCAGGUCCUAAAGGAAAUAAAGGAGAAAGUGGCAGCCCAGGACUCCCUGGCUUCAUAGGACCCCGAGGACCCCCUGGAGAACCCGGAGAGAAAGGUCCUCCCGGAAAAGAGGGUGCACCAGGGAAACCAGGUGAAAUUGGCUCCAAAGGAGAGAGGGGGGAACCUGGCAUCAAAGGCGAAAAAGGCCCUCCUGGAGAAAAGGGCCCUCCAGGUGAUCCUGGGAUACCUGGUCAUAAAGGCCAUCCAGGACUGAUGGGUCCUCAUGGCCCCCCAGGAGACACUGGGCAAGUUGGACCUCCCGGUCCCCCAGGACAGCCAGGAUUUCCAGGACCAAGGGGGGAACCCCCAUCUCUAGAGACUUUGAGAAGACUCAUCCAAGAGGAGUUAGACAAGCAGCUAGAUGCAAAGUUAGCCUAUCUCCUGGCUCAGAUACAGCCUGCACAAGUAAAAGCAUCCCAUGGCAGACCAGGUCCUCCUGGUCCUCCUGGGAAGGAAGGACUCCCAGGAAGAGCUGGCCCUCCGGGAGAGCCUGGCCGGCCUGGCCAGCCUGGGUCUGAAGGGGCAGCUGGACCAAUUGGUCCCAAAGGAGAAAGAGGAUCAAAGGGUGAGAAAGGAGAUACUGGCAUUGGCCAACGAGGGGAGAUAGGUCCUCCUGGAAUUCCAGGCCUCCCAGGGGAGCCUGGCUAUGCCAAAGAUGGGAUGCCAGGACCACCUGGCCCUCAAGGCGAAGCUGGGGUACCUGGUCUCAUGGGCCCGCAGGGACCUCCGGGAGCCAAUGGACAGUGUGACCCCACUCAGUGUGCUUACUAUGCAAGCCUGGCUGCCAGACCCGCCAACGUCAAAGGGCCCUAGCACACAGGGAGUAUCCCCAGACUUGUUUUUAAAACUUGAAUUCAUCACGCCAGCCGAGAGCUCUCAGAUGUGUUCAGCUGUGUUUCUUUCAUGGGAGGCCUUCUAAAGCCAACAAAUGCUGCCGGUCGGUCAGAUUAUUUUUAUGGAUUAUUAUUAUUAUUAUUAUUAUCUUUGAUGUGAUAUGUCAAUUUGUUUUCGUUUUCUCUAACAUCAGGGCAAAUUAAAACAUUAAAAAU
This is a messenger RNA of Eurypyga helias (sunbittern), 2498 nucleotides long. It is a transcript of the gene COL22A1, whose product is annotated as collagen, type XXII, alpha 1. The transcript is spliced from 33 exons. The record is from RefSeq and is a predicted model, not a curated record. The annotation marks the transcript as partial. NCBI's taxonomy places the organism in Eukaryota, Metazoa, Chordata, Aves, Eurypygiformes, Eurypygidae.